Messenger RNA from Ascochyta rabiei, 3507 nucleotides. RefSeq lists its product as uncharacterized. Gene Ontology annotation, molecular function: monoacylglycerol lipase activity. The transcript has 2 exons. The record is from RefSeq and is a predicted model, not a curated record. NCBI's taxonomy places the organism in Eukaryota, Fungi, Ascomycota, Dothideomycetes, Pleosporales, Didymellaceae. Bases 1 to 3507 code for a protein of 1168 amino acids.
AUGCUGCUCACGCCUCGAACCUAUUCCCUCGCCCAAACCCCGGACACGGGCUGCACUCGCCCCGGGGCCUCGUAUUUCCUGUGCACCCCGUCGCAAAAGGAGCUCCAGGCCGAGGAACAGCGCGCGUGCAGAAUGCUGCUGCUCCACCAGACGGGCAGCGUCAAGGUGGGCGAGGUUGUACGGUACACGGUCACCUACACGCCCAGCGAAGACCGUAUCCUUCCUGCACCUGCAUUCCUCCACGUGCGCAUACGCAACACCUCCGCCCUGCCGCUGCGAGCCGCCUACCUCCACGGGCCCUACACCAUCCAUGUCGCCGCAUAUCCCUCCACCUUCAAUCCGAACAGGAAAGCCGAGUCGCCCAAGACGUACGGUGUCCCCGAGUUCGAGCCCAACCUGAAAGCCGGCGGCUACUGGAACGCCCGGCUGACGGUGCCGGAGCAUAUCAGACAGGGCGACGAGUGGAGGAACUUCGAUGGCACCCCCAAAAGCGCAACAUGGAUCAUCGAGGUCGACUCCCAGAUCAUCUUCUCCCACUCGGCCUCUGUGAGCUACGAGCUGCUGGUAGCCCGCGACGAGAGGUCACUCGACCUUGGCUUCACGGCCGUGACUGGAAACAGCUCUGGAACGCCAGGCAAAGUCCAAGAUCACCAGCAGGGGAACAAGUCCCACACGUCGAACCAUCCUGCGCAGCAGAGGGGCGUCUUCUCCAAAGCCAUCAAACUAGUCGUUGACGACACAACGAGUCUGUGGAAUAAGCCGGAGCUACCAGAGUACAAGGAUGAAGAGAGCCAGCCUGACAGGCGCAAGUCGAACGACGUCCAGCACGAGCAGAAGGACGACACUCGCAAGCAGAAGAACGUGCACCUCGUCGUGGUCACACAUGGGCUGCACAGCAAUCUUGGCGCAGAUAUGCUGUACCUGAAGGAGAGCAUCGAUGCGACCGCGAGGCAGGCCCGGGAAGACCGCCGGAGACGGCGGCAGGAGCAAAGAGGACAGAAGCCGAGUAACGAGGGCAACAACGAGACAUCGACAGCGCCUCUGUCGGGCGGUCAAGAAGACAUACCAGACGAAGAGGAGGACGAAGAUGAAGAGGAUGUCAUCGUUCGCGGCUUCGACGGCAAUGUUGUUCGCACCGAACGGGGCAUACAGUAUCUCGGGAAGCGGCUUGCUAAGCACGUGCUGCGACUCACGUACCCAGAUCAGCCAUACCUACCGAUCAAGAAAUCGGUUGGGCAGAAGCUGAACCCCUUCUCUCCAAACAAGGACAAGCCGGAUGAAGGAAUACCGGCACACGAAGGAAGCGAUGUCCACUUCAAACCCCAUUCGCAUAAGCAAAAGCGUGCGUACAAGUUCACUAGCAUAAGCUUCAUCGGACACUCCCUAGGAGGACUAGUCCAAACAUAUGCUAUAGCAUACAUCUACAAGCACUCUCCCAAAUUCUUCGAACACAUCAAACCUAUCAAUUUCAUCGCCAUGGCGUCACCUAUGCUGGGUCUCAGCAAUGAGAACCCAAUGUAUGUCAAGUUCGCUCUCGACUUUGGCUUGGUGGGAAGGACUGGACAGGAUCUUGGUUUGACUUGGAGAGCCCCAACCCUGGCGAAAAGUGGAUGGACUGCUAUGGUUAGUGGAUUUGGGGGACAGUCUGCGAGCCAGGAACAAGAAGAUCCUGGUACCAAGCCACUCCUCCGGAUCCUACCCACCGGGCCGGCUCACAUGGUGCUACGCAUGUUUAGAAACCGUACGGUAUACUCCAAUGUUGUCAACGAUGGGGUUGUGCCACUCCGGACUAGUUGCCUGUUAUUCCUGGACUGGAGGGGUUUGGGCAAGGUCGAGAAGGCUAGGCGAGAGAACGGACUGAUUGGGAGUGUCGCGAUGUGGGGCUUCAGUCAAUUGACAGGGCAGAACUCAUCGCCCAAUCCGUCGAGGUUAGGGUUUCCAGACAAGGACGACGAGACCGAAUCUCCAUCAGGGAAUGGGGACGACACUACCGUCCCUCUGCCAGGUGCAGAUGUCACCAACCAAGAUGACAGAGUGACUGCCUCGGAGCCUGCAGCUCAUCAGUUCUUGGAUGGCCAGAAGCACGACCCAGAAGACGCUGUGCAAGGGAACCCAGGUGUGCCGGCAUCUGAUCAGUACUUCCAACCACAAAACACAUUGAUGCAGUGGUGGAGCUACAUCCGCCCUACAGGCAAGCAUACUUCAAGGGACAAGAAGAUGUUCACCCGCAGUCAGACUGUCUUCAAGGACGACGAGGAGCAAGAGGCUGCGACUGAAGAACCACCGUCACAAGGCUCGCAGCAGAGGAAACGACCCCUGGCAUCACGCGGUGACAGCACACUCGAUCCGUCGAAGAACUCGGCGGCACCACCUAAGACGACGAUCUUUGAGUCGGCAGGAGACCUCAUCAAUCCACCUGUUCCACCCACAUCCUGGAUCGUUGAUCCAAGUACUCGUGCUCGCACCAUCUUCCACGACCGUGUGUAUCACCCAGAAGACAUACCGCCGCCACCUGCCAGGAAAAGAUCUUCCGGCCGCUCUUUCUCUGGUGAGAGCGGUAGGUCUCCGACAUCCGUCGGUACCGUCGACGAGGGCGUCAUGCGAGUAGAAGAGAAGAUCGCUCGUGCUUACCAUAAGGAUCUGUCGUGGCGUAAGGUCCUUGUCCGUCUCGAGCCUGACGCGCACAACAACAUCGUCGUGCGCCGCAUGUUCGCCAACGCUUACGGUUGGCCGGUAAUCAAGCAUCUAUGUGACACUCACUUCGCAGACACGUACUCUGCACAGACCCGCGAUGAGCAAGAACCCGCUCUUGAUCGUGCUAAGGGCGUCGAUGCCCCUGUAAAAGAAGACGGUGAACACGUGAAGGGCCAGGAAGACUCGGUGCCACCCAUUGAGCGUACCGAGAGCGAGCUGAGGGAGGUCCGCGACGAGCUAGCACCACUCGAGAACUCCUUCAGGGCGCCAAAGCGCAUGAACACUUCGGACUCGAUCCGCAGCACAACCUCGGUAGAUUGGGAUAACUACUUUGAUGGAGCAACAAGUGACGAAGAUGAUGAUAAUGAUGAACGCAACGCAGUUCAGAAGUUCCUGCAACUCGGUUAUCCUCGCGUUACAAGGACACCAACUUCUCCCAAUCCACCACGAACACCAAACAGUCAGGGAACCACCGAUGCAGAGCUCUCUGGCUUCUUCAACGGCACGUCUGCAGCGCCACAGCCAACACCGUCUGUGGAUAUACACAGAGGUUUGGGUGCAAGUCCAAGGCGACCGACCAAGGCGACUAAGGAGCCGGACUCGCAACAACCGCUAGGUAGCCAGGCUAUUCUUCCUGCAGGUCACCAGGUUGCCGCAAGUCCACCUGGUAGUCCCUCUCUUCACCUCAGUGACGUGGGCCUAAGACGGUCUAUAGAGGGCAGCCCUGAUACUAUUAGAGUGGGGAAUGGAAGUGGAGUAACUGAGCAGGUUGCCAGAUCCUUGAGUACGGCGAAGGACCGGGAGCGCUCGUAA